AUGGCGACAACAACAAAAACAACAACGACAAACUCCCUCCCCUCGGGGACAGGAACAGGAGGAGGCCUAAUCACCCAAAUGCUCACCCACACGCCUCUCCAAUACACCUUCUCCUUCACGCCCUUCCUACAAAAGACCUACCAGCACUCGCUCCCUGCCGACCGACCCAUCUGCAAAGCCUACGUAUCUGGCAACUGUCCGCUCAAAUCGCACUGCCCGGAGCGCCACGUCACCACAUCCAACACCAACACGGGUGGCGGCGGUCACGGCGGCAAUUUCUCUGGUGGCUUCGGCUCUUUGGUGUGCAAGCACUGGCUGCGCGGGCUCUGCAAGAAGGGCGAGUCGUGCGAGUUUUUACACGAGUACAACCUGCGCAAGAUGCCCGAGUGCAACUUCUUUGUGCGAAACGGGUACUGCAGCAACGGGGACGAGUGCUUGUAUCUGCACAUUGACCCCUUGUCGCGGCUGCCGCCCUGUCCGCACUACGAGAGGGGCUUCUGUCCGUUGGGCCCCAGGUGCGACAAGAAGCAUUUCCGGCGGAAGCUGUGCUUGUAUUAUCUGGCGGGCUUCUGUCCGGAUGGGAAACUGUGCAAGGAGGGCGCGCAUCCGAGGUGGACGGCGGAUAAGGAUAUGGAGAAGCCCAGGGCCAAGGGCGAGAUGACGGCUGAGCAGCUGCAGCAACAGCAGCAACAGCAGAACAUGAAUGGUGGCGCUGGAGGAGGUGAUAAUUAUGGAAUGGGUGGAAUGGCGCAGCAGACGGGCGCGAACGAGUACAUGGACCGCGAGAGGGAGCGGGAUAGGGAUAAUAGGGAGAGGGAGAUGAUGAUGGGGGGACGUGAUAGGGACGGCGGCGGUCAUGAUCGUCACAAGGAUCGCUUUGGUGGUGGUGGUGGAGGAGGAGGCAGAGGUAGGGGAGGAUGGAGGGGAAGAGGAAGGGGAGGGGGGUUCAGGGGUAAAGGUCAUUAG
This is a messenger RNA of Sordaria macrospora k-hell, 966 nucleotides long. RefSeq lists its product as uncharacterized. Gene Ontology annotation, molecular function: RNA binding; metal ion binding. NCBI's taxonomy places the organism in Eukaryota, Fungi, Ascomycota, Sordariomycetes, Sordariales, Sordariaceae. The record is from RefSeq and is a predicted model, not a curated record.